Messenger RNA from Rhipicephalus sanguineus (brown dog tick), 519 nucleotides. RefSeq lists its product as uncharacterized. The coding region runs from base 1 to 519 and encodes 172 amino acids. The record is from RefSeq and is a predicted model, not a curated record. NCBI's taxonomy places the organism in Eukaryota, Metazoa, Arthropoda, Arachnida, Ixodida, Ixodidae. The transcript has 5 exons.
AUGGGUCAACCAGAGAACUGCACGAACGUUCUGAGCUCUGCUGACUUCCAGAAACGCAUCCUGACAACCAUGAGCAUAAUCAGACACACCCAAACUGAAACUAUCGACAUGCUGUCAACCCUGAUGAUCACAAGUGAAAAGCCAGCGGAAAGCUGCAUGCCAGAUGUUUUGGCUGAGCCACUGGAAUCUGUUGAAGCUGUCAAGGCAUUUGACGCCAGUCUCACUGAUGAGAAACGUGAAGCCUUGAUUGUCGAAAUGACUACUUUUGGUGCAAGAACAUUAAAUGUCACCGUGAAGACAAUGUUGAAUCAUUUAAUGAACGAUGUUGCUGCAAUGCACUUCAGUAUGCAUGGCCGCAAAGGCAAGGAGCGCUUCAGAGACCUCCAACUGUGGAAGGUGCUUUUUGAAGCCGUGAGGCGGACAAAAUACCUGAAGGACGCAACAUGGAGUGAAGUGGAAUUCCAAAUAAAAGAGUGGCUGCGUCGUGCUAAAGAGCGGUACAUGGCGAAGAAAACCUAA